Molecule: messenger RNA, 852 nt
Organism: Patiria miniata (bat star)
Lineage: Eukaryota; Metazoa; Echinodermata; Asteroidea; Valvatida; Asterinidae
Product: battenin-like
Cellular component (GO): membrane
Source: RefSeq, a predicted model, not a curated record
AAUGAAAGCAGUUUUGUGGCAACUGUAUAUGGAGCUGGAAAUGGAGCAACAAUAGUGGUCAAAAAUAUAAAUGCCUUUCUAUUGUUCAACAUGCCUUAUGGUGCUCGAUUCUUUGCAAACAGUGUCAUUAUGCUUUCAGGAAUAUCUGGAUUAGCGUUUUCCAAGUCAUUUGCUCUUGCUAUACUGUCCAUUGUACUUGUUGGUGCAUCAAAUGCUUUUGGAGAAAAUGUUGCACUAGGCUAUCUAUCAAGGUUUGACAGCCACAAUGUGACAGCUUGGGCCAGUGGCUAUGGCUUAGCAGGGCUUCUGGGAGCGUUUUUGUAUGUUCUUUUUGGUUGCUUUAUUAAUGGUGAGGAACAUUCCCAAGAUAUGCGGAACCUGGAUAAGUGGGCAUUCAUCAGUAUUGUACCAGCAGUGGUUGUAUACCUUGCAGUAUCAUUACGUCUAAUCAAAGAGCGUGCUAAACCUGCUAAGCAAAGACAAAUAUGCAACAGAUCCUCAGUUGAUGACCAGACAACUCCACUGUUGAUAAAUACCACAGAUAUUUUACGAGUGCAGCGAGAGGUGCUCAGUGAAACAUCAUCACACAGUCAAAGCAGCAGUCAAAGCAGCAGGGAUGCAUUGUUGACCACUGACAAAGAUGAAGAAAUCGUUUUACCUCUUUCAGCAAAAAUCAAGGAAUUUUUCCUGCAAAUCAGAAGAUGCUUCAGACUUGUUGCAUGGUUAGCAUUCAAUUUGGCUGUUGUACAAUUUAGCAGUUACACAAUAAGAGUGGCAGCUGCCAAGGCAAGGCCAAAACAUGAUACCGCCUCAUGUCCAGAGCUGUAUGCAUCAUUACAACUCUGCUUUCAG